Aspergillus saccharolyticus JOP 1030-1 is the source of this 2307-nucleotide messenger RNA. Its product is annotated as PHD finger domain protein. The record is from RefSeq and is a predicted model, not a curated record. Lineage: Eukaryota; Fungi; Ascomycota; Eurotiomycetes; Eurotiales; Aspergillaceae. The coding region runs from base 1 to 2307 and encodes 768 amino acids. The transcript has 2 exons.
AUGAUACUGACCGAGCCGUCCUUUACCUUCAGCUUCAGCUAUCCACACGGUGAACCUCAGACUCCAACGAGGACCCCUCCGACGACCACCAUUUUUGGUGAUUCGGCCUUUCAGACUCCCAAACUCGAGUCCAGCUUCUUCGAUCCCCGAGUUACCUGGGACACCUCCGAUCCCUAUGCCUCCAGCCCGGAAUUUCUUCGAACCCCCCAGAAAUUCGGCAUAACCUCCCCUUCGAUCAAUCCCCUCCGAUUGCCGGAACAUGGCCCCGACCGACCAUUAGAAGCCGAGACAAAUCUGAAGGGUAGCAAAGGCACGGAGCAGGAUACAGAUACAGCGAAACGACGCCGGCCGUCCAAACCCAAUGGCUUCAUAGAGGAGGACGGUCCACGGACGGUUGACUCGGCCAAGUCUGCUGCCACCAUCCAGACACCCCCACCGAGCAGUGCUUCCCGGAAGAAGAUGGCGGAGUGUGGUGAGAACAAGGGCACCGGUCGACGGACCUCCGAUUCCCAUGCCGUGGGCGCUCAUCUGGAGACUCCUAGCCGCAUCAUGGGAGCCUCUCCCCGGCUUUUCGAUUUCACCUCGUCUCCCGAUCCGUUCCAACUCGGCUCCUUGAAUCCUUCCGCCUCCCCUCUCUUCCCGCAGCAGCGGCUGUUCUGGGAUCAGGACCUGGCCAACCAUGGGGUUGGAAUGGGUCUCUCGACAAGUGGUGUCGAUCUGUUCGGUCCGCAGACUAGUGGCCCUUUCCAGCUCAAUCCCCCGCCUCUGCAGGAUCUCCAUAUCCCUCAACUGCCUGCAAUUGAGGGCAGCAUGGACCUUCCCGAGUUCAAUAGCAACGGCUACAACCUGUCGUCUACCACUACCACCGAUGCUGCGCUGUUUCCCGCCCCAUUCUCUACCUCUCCUCGUCUCCCGAUAGCGAAGGCUGAGGAUCCAGCCAUGUUCCUUAGCUCUCCCGCACGUCGAUUUGGGGGGCCCCAGCCAACUCCCGCAAAGAGGCUCUUUGGUCGGCCUGCUCGCCAGCCUUACCACCAUCAGACCGAGGAGUCUAAGCGGGAAGAGCUCCGUCGGGCACAGAGUGUCCACCAGCAGCUCUCCGUGUUUGAUAACGAGGAGGAGGAGGAGGAUGACUACACUCCUCGACAGACUCGCCCGACGCUGACUCGAAGUGUCACCCACACAGCCAUCACUGCUUCUGCUGCUCGCUCAGGUGUGGGGAGCACGAUGUCUACGACGAAUGGCAUCCGCAAGAGCCCAUCCAAGGGUCGCCUGUCACCUGUCAAGUCCAUGCGGCAGUCAAUGCCCCGCUCAACGUCCGCGGCCAGUCUUCCCACACGAUCUCAGUCUGUAGUCCUCCGCAUCGGCCGGGAUGGUCGAGCCAAGACUGAGAUGCAGCCCGUGCAAGAGGCGGCAACCGGAUUGACCGAUCCCAUCACUGCCAUGGAUCUCGAAGGCUCUACAACAGAGAGCGAGUAUGACUCGGUCGACUAUUCUGAAUACCCCGUCAUCCCCAGUCGCAACCCGUCCUUCGCCUUUUCUGAUGCUGGGGGGUCGGUGACGGCCCGCAGCGACUCGGGCUCACGGCCGCACUCCAAGGGCUCCUACACUUCGACGGCAGCAUCGUCCCAGUCGGGACGGAUGUCCCCUUGGAAUGGAUCCUCGCGCGGACUCUCUCGUCGACCCCAAUACAAACCGACUCUGGAUGACUGGAAACGGACCCCGAAAAGACAGACUGGCAUGCUCCACUCGGAUCUAUCUUACUUGAGUGCCGGAUCACUCGGAGAGCCCUUCGAUGAUGUCGAUGAGGGCAGCGGCGAUGCUCAGCAUGCCCUCCGGAAGGUGUUACAAGAGCGGGGACGUCCGCUGCGGCCUCAUACUGUCAGUUAUAGCUCGCGAAUCGGUCGUGCCAACCGUUCAUUGGCCCAUCUCCGGUCGUCGCCCCCGCGCUUUGGAGCCGAAUUGGACCUCGGUGCGCGAGCUCUGAACACCUCGCCCACGACGAUGACGGACCCCGACAUUGCGACACCGAUUACCGAUCGGUUCAGCAAUCCCAGUCGGGGAACCAGAUGUGUCUGUAAUUCCAUGGACAAUGGUGGCCACCUGAUGAUCCAAUGUGAAUCAUGCAGUCACUGGUUGCAUACCAAGUGUGUUGGUCUCGAACGGGCCAACCUCCCGUCUGUCUAUGUCUGCGUCUUCUGCGCGACGCAGACGCCUACCCGAAAGAACAAUCGGGGUCGAGUUCCUGUUGGUGGAGUCGGCCCUGUACCCACCUCACCCUUAGCCCAUAAGUCCUAUCGAUUCCGGUGA